Messenger RNA from Clarias gariepinus (North African catfish), 2110 nucleotides. It is a transcript of the gene knop1, whose product is annotated as lysine-rich nucleolar protein 1. Lineage: Eukaryota; Metazoa; Chordata; Actinopteri; Siluriformes; Clariidae. The transcript is spliced from 5 exons. Bases 109 to 1485 code for a protein of 458 amino acids. The record is from RefSeq and is a predicted model, not a curated record.
ACCAAGGAAGCGUAUCGAAGCACUUCCGGGUUACUUCCGCAUUGUCGACGACGGGAGGUUGUUUUCCCCACGUGUAAUAUUUCAGAGGCUGCAGCCUGCGAGAGAGAGAUGAAGGAAGAGAUUCAAGAAGGUGUAAAAACAAGAGUUCCAGAAAAGGAGAGAAAGAAAAAGAAGAUGAAAAAGGUAACGGACGAGGAGUUUGAAGGCGCUGUGAAGAGCAGCGAUGUCCCGGAAAAGGAGCAGAAGAAGAAAAAGACAAGAAGACCAAAAGAAGAAGAUGGCGAGAAAGGUGUAGAAACGAGGGAUGUAGGAGUUCCGGACAAAGAGAAAAAGAAAAAGGUAAAGAAAGAGGAGCAGCUGGAAGAGGGUGAUGAUGAGCAUCAAGAAACCGGUGACAGGAGUCUUCCUGACAAGCAGAAGAAAAAGAAGAAGAAAAAAAGUUCUGAGGAUGAAGAUGGAGCCAAGGAUAAAGGAGAAGGGAAGAAAAAGAAGAAGAAGCAAGAUGUAGAAAAAGAUGAAGAAGAAAUGGAGGCGGAGGAUGGCGAGAUGGGGCAGAAAGAUCUGAAGAGAAAAAAAGUGAAUAAAGAAAGUGAAAGUAUGGAGGAACGCAGAGAGAAAGGAAAGAAGAAGAAAUCUGAGAGCUGCACCAAAGAAGAAGCGUCGCAAAAACCAGCGAAGAAGAAAAAAAAAAGGAGCGAAGAUGAUGGAGAUGAGGACGGAGACGAGACCGCAGAAGUGGAGCUGAACAAAGAGUUGGAGAGAAAGAAGAAGAAAAAGAAGAAAGCAGGAGACGAGCAGGAGAGAGAAACUGAGGAGGAGGACGAGGCGGAAAAGACCACGAUGACGAAGAAGAAGAAAAAGAAGAAGGACGAAGGUGGAGCGACUGACGAACGAGAAGAGAGACCGGAGAGAGACGCAGAGGACGACGGAAAUCCAGCAGGGCAGAAAAAAAAGCAGAAGAAGAGAAAUGAUGGAGCGGCUGAUGGGCAGACCCUGGAGAGGAAAGUGAAGAAGGAGCAAGGAGUGGACGAAGAAGACGGAAAAAAGGGUGGACAGAGCAGCGGUGUUCAGUUCGUAUCUGCGAAGCUGGGGAACCAAGAUGAGGCUUCUAUCGACCUGGAGCGCAGGGUCGCGUUGCAAGAGGACAUCGAUAAAGAAUCCCAACCCAAAUCGAGUUUCGGUCAGUGGGACACGGCACAGUUCGACAGCUCUGAGCGACAGCAGAAGUUCCUGCGACUGAUGGGCGGGUUAAAGAAGGGCGGCCAGCCGACAGGUCCGGGUGCCGGACGCUUCAACAUGGCCCUGGGGAAACAGGGCCAGGAGACGCUGCAGCAAGGCCUCAUGGGACAGUUUGAGCGAGCGCAGACCCGGCGGAUGGACUUUCAGAACAGAGGGGCGGGACUCGGGUUCUCAGCGCCGUCCAACAAGACGUUUUAUAUCGAUGCGAACGCUCGGAGCGAGAACUCGGCGCGGUUCGAUGAUUGACGCGGGAAUCUCAUCGGUGGAGAAAGACUGAGAGAGCGUCUGUUUAAACAAGAUCACACACAUGUACAGAGUUGGUGGAAUUUUAUUAGCUUUUAGAGAUGUUACGUCAGUUCAGAUUUGUAUUGCGAUUCUUUUGUGUGCUCGAUUUUCUUUUUCUUUUUUUUCAAUAUAAUUUGUACGAUUUAGUUUGAGGCUGUAAAAUGCUGCUGUUCCUCUAUAAUUCUACAGGUGGCGCAUUAUAAGCUGUUCACACAGCCCCACCUCUUGUCUGGUAGGAGCAAAUUAUUAGCUUUUUUUUUUUUUUAGAAUUGUAAUAAAAUCUAACACAAAUCAGGAUAUUAAAAGAAUCGCUAUACAGACCGAACCAGGACUUGGGUAUCAUGAUAAUAUCAGGACGUCCCUGGUGAUUUUGUUAUCUUCUCCUUAUUUCCUUCACUAGAGCUCAUUCAGCCUGCAUUUUGUUCAAUAGAUCCACGAAAGCACUCGUUUUCUUCUUUGUAUUUCACUUUAUUUGAACUGCUGUAAAUACAUGACCUCUCCAUGUACAGAAAUGAAACCAUUUACAAUACGAAAGAAAAAAACAAAGCAGGAAGACUUCAGAAUAAAAAACAGACGAAUUAAAUCA